ACGAAGACUUCAAAGGGUAAAGAGUGAUGAUGACGAUGAUGAUGCUUCUCUGUAUGUGACUUCCACCCAACUUGCGAAUUGCGAUUAAUCAAACGCUGUAAACAGAAAUCUCUUCAGUUACUGUUCAGAUCUGUCAAAGCCUACAAAUCCGGUCCUCGUCUUCAGAGAGAGUUGAGAGAGACAGAGAGACGAGGAAUUCUUGGCGUCCCUUUUAAUGGCGCGCUUUCCACUGCUUGCAUUCUCUGUGAUCUUCAUUUCGUUAUCCCUACUCAACCUCGCUCAUUCUAAAACCCUUAAACGGGACGUGAAAGCAUUGAACGAAAUUAAGGCGUCUCUCGGAUGGAGGGUGGUCUACGCGUGGGUGGGAGACGAUCCUUGCGGUGAUGGCGAUCUGCCGCCCUGGUCUGGGGUCACCUGCUCCACUCAAGGUGAUUACAGAGUCGUCACUGAAUUAGAGGUUUACGCGGUGUCGAUUGUGGGGCCCUUUCCUACUGCUGUGACCAAUCUGUUGGAUCUUACGAGGCUGGAUCUCCACAAUAACAAGUUGACUGGGCCAAUUCCUCCUCAGAUCGGACGGUUGAGGCGGCUUAAAAUACUUAAUUUGAGAUGGAAUAAGCUACAAGAUGCCAUACCUCCUGAAAUUGGUGAAUUGAAGAGUCUAACUCAUCUAUAUCUGAGCUUCAACAACUUUAAAGGCGAAAUACCCAGGGAGCUUGCUAACCUUCCAGGGCUUCGCUAUCUAUAUCUACAAGAAAAUCGUUUAAUCGGACGAAUUCCUGCAGAAUUGGGAACUCUACAAAAUCUUCGGCACCUAGAUGUUGGUAAUAAUCAUUUGGUGGGUACAAUAAGGGAACUCAUACGCAUAGAGGGGUGUUUUCCAGCUCUUCGCAACCUAUAUCUAAAUAACAAUUAUUUAACGGGAGGAAUACCAGCACAGCUUGCAAACUUGUCCAACUUGGAAAUCUUGUACCUCUCCUACAAUAAAAUGGCUGGAGUAAUACCAUCAGGACUUGCUCAUAUUCCUAAACUGAUUUACUUGUACUUGGAUCACAACCAGUUUACAGGAAGAAUUCCUGAUGCUUUCUACAAACACCCAUUCUUGAAAGAAAUGUAUAUUGACGGAAAUGCAUUCCGGCCAGGUGUAAACCCAAUAGGUGUUCACAAAGUCCUUGAAGUUUCUGACACAGAGUUCCUUGUUUAGUCAAUACAACAACUCCUUAACUAGAUGUACUGUAUUACGUUGCCAAAACAAAGGGUUCGUCUGAUUUUUUAAAUGAAAUGGGAAAUUAAAUUUUGUUCUUCUAUGAUUGUGCCAAUUAUGAACUUCGAGUAGAAGUGUAUUAUUUGAUGAUUUCUCGUGUUGCUAGGGAGGUUUUCAAGCUGUAAAUAAGUUUCUAUCAGGAAUUGGUUGUAAUUUUUGAAUCGUUGCAUGAAGAUACAUUGAUGUAGAGACAGGGAGAAUUUAUUAUUUAUUA
Juglans regia (Persian walnut) is the source of this 1475-nucleotide messenger RNA. RefSeq names its product probable leucine-rich repeat receptor-like protein kinase At1g35710. Gene Ontology annotation, molecular function: protein binding. The record is from RefSeq and is a predicted model, not a curated record. Lineage: Eukaryota; Viridiplantae; Streptophyta; Magnoliopsida; Fagales; Juglandaceae. Bases 215 to 1201 code for a protein of 328 amino acids. The transcript is spliced from 11 exons.